Molecule: messenger RNA, 1728 nt
Organism: Phyllostomus hastatus (greater spear-nosed bat)
Lineage: Eukaryota; Metazoa; Chordata; Mammalia; Chiroptera; Phyllostomidae
Product: antigen WC1.1-like
Exons: 11
Coding region: 1-1716 (571 amino acids)
Cellular component (GO): membrane
Source: RefSeq, a predicted model, not a curated record
AUGAAAUUAAAGUUCCUGCUCUUCAACCCUGCUAACCCUCUGAUUGUUUCUGUAGGAAACCAAACCCAGGUGCUGCCCCAGUGCAACUCCUUGACUGACCCAGAAGGCCCUGCACCCUUAGAAGACAGUGCUGCUAACUGCUCAGACAGCAGACAGCUCCGCCUGGUGGACGCAGGCAGUCGCUGUGCCGGCAGGGUGGAGAUCCUUCACCAGGGCUCCUGGGGCACCAUCUGUGAUGACAGCUGGGACCUGAACGAUGCCCAGGUGGUGUGCAGACAGCUGGGCUGUGGGGAAGCCCUCAAUGCCACAGUCUCUGCUCACUUCGGGGAAGGAUCAGACCAGAUCUGGCUGGAUGACGUGAACUGCACAGGAAGGGAGUCCCACCUGUGGAAGUGCCCUUCCCGGGGCUGGGGACAGCACAAUUGCCGACACAAGGAGGACGCAGGGGUCAUCUGCUCAGAGUUCCUGGCCCUGAGGAUGGUGAACAAGGACCAGGAGUGUGCAGGGUGGCUGGAAGUUUUCUACAAUGGGACCUGGGGCAGUAUUUGCCACAGCCCCAUGGAAGCCAUGACCUUGUCCACGAUCUGCAGACACCUUGGCUGUGGGGACUGGGGGAUCCUUGACACUUCUGUUAAUUUUAGGGAAGGUUCUAGACCCCGAUGGGUGGAUGGAAUCCAGUGUCGGAACACUGAUAUGUCUCUCUGGCAGUGCCCUUCUGACCCUUGGAAAUACAGUUCAUGCAGUCCAAAGGAGGAAGCUUACAUCACGUGUGCAAGAAUGAGACCCAAGAGCUGUCCCACUGCUGCCCCCUGCACAGACAGAGACAAGCUCCAACUCAAGGAUGGAGACACUGAAUGCUCAGGACGAGUGGAGGUUUGGCACAGUGGCUCCUGGGGCACAGUGUGUGAUGACUCCUGGAGCCUGGCAGAGGCCGAGGUGGUGUGUCAGCAGCUGGGCUGUGGCUCUGCCCUGGAAGCCCUACAGGAGGCGACAUUUGGCCCAGGAAAAGGGCACAUCUGGCUGGAUGAGGUGCACUGCAGGGGCAGGGAGUCCUCCCUGUGGGCCUGUGCUGCACAGCCCUGGGGGCAGAGCGACUGCAAGCACGAAGAGGACGCUGGAGUGAGGUGCUCUGGUAAAAGAUCAACAUUGCCAACCACUACAGCAGGGACCAGAUCUGGCUCAAGUUCUGUCCCUGGCAUCUUCUCCCUGCCUGGGAUCCUUUGCCUCAUCCUGGGGGCCCUUCUCUUCAUGGUCCUCAUCAUCCUGGUGAUUCAGUUGCACAAACAGAGAGCAGGGGGCAAAGCCUUAUCCAGCUUUGAAGAUGCUCUUGACCAGGCUGUAUAUGAGGAGAUUGAUUAUCUUGUAACACCGAAGAAAGAGGAUUUUCUGAGCAGCCCAGAGCUCCUGUCAGAUGACUCAGUAACAAAACUGCCAUAUUACACCGAGGAUGAGCCCCCAGUACAACAUGUCAAUGCCAUAAGAAACAGUUAUGAUGAUGUUGAAGAGUUACCUGUUCCUGAAAUUCUUUCUUCCCCUGACAUGAGGGAGAAUUGUUUUUUCCCAAAAGAGGGAGGUGAUGUCUGCUGUUCUCAAAGAGGCAUCUCUCUCCAGUCUCCUAGUGAAGCUGUCAACACUAGCAUGGAAGAGAAAGGGUCCUGUUUGGUCCUGAGACAAGAAGACCUUGGGUAUGAUGAUGUUGAGCUUAGCACCAGGUAGCACCAUUCUUGG